UUAAAGCUCCCCAUCGUGGCACGCACCACUCAGUAUGGUGCUGCACACCGGGAUCCAGCUACUGUAGGCAAAUACUGCAGAGGGAGAACAGAGAGGCCUCUGUGUGUGUGUGCGUGCAUGUUUGUAUGUGUGUGUGUGUGUCAGACUGCUCAUGUACAACAGCAUCAUGGACACAGAAUAUUCCAAGAGAGUGUACCAAGGCGUUCGGGUGAAGCACACAGUCAAAGACCUGCUGGCGGAGAAGCGAUCCCGACAGACAAACGGGCCCAGAUACAGCGGAGGAUCGACCACUCCGCCUUCAUUUGUCCAGAUGCCAGGGUCUCACAUGCUGCCUAGCUACUACGGCAUGAGGCGUCCCUUCAUCUCAGACUCAGACUUCUGCCAGUCCACCAAGCAGUUCUCCCCUGACGUCUAUUCGCCUACGCUGGGUGGUAAACCUCUGGGCUGCGACCCCUCCGCCAUGACCAGCUACUCCUCCUUCAUUGACAGCUACUACCCUGAGACCUUCGGUGAUUACCGCAGCGCCGCUGCCUUCUCCAGCUCCGGAGGAUCCUUCCUGCCCUCGUCGGCCCUCUCAUCCCUGCUGCCUCCCUUUGGUGGAGAGUCCUCACAUUUAUUUCUGAGAGACUCAUGGGAGCAGUCAGUUCCAGAGCCGGUGUCCCAGGUGGAGGCUCUGUGUCCAGACAGCCUAGCCUCCGUCAGUGUCCCGCCCUCCAUGCCCAGCCCAGAACCCCCUGGGAGCCCCUCCCAGUACCGCUCCCCCAGCCGAGGCUCCUCCAUGGGGCCCGUGUCCAGCAGCCAGGCCUACACCCUGCACUCCUUGGAGGAAGCCCACUACCACCCUUUAACCACCAGCAGCUCUUACCCGACCGCCUCCACCUCUUUCCCCUGCCCCUCCUACAUGAGCACUCCCAUCAGCGACCUGGUGUCCAAGAUGGUGACAGAGGAGGCGGCCGACGGCCACGCCGGCCUCCCACCCAACGGCGAGGCUCACUCGUCCUGGGCCAAAGAGGACGGAGUGAGCUCCUGGUCGCCCUACGAGAUCAGGAGGGCCUACUGACUGGAGGACCGGCCUGAGGGUCACAAUUUAGAAGAAGAUGGAGGUUUCACAGACAAUUAAACAAUGAACUCAACAAGCACUUGGCAGUACAGAGAAAACGCACUCAGUCAAACAGUUGUGAAGUGUUGUUGAUAGGACAAUUUCAAUGCAUUUACAAAGAGAGGAGUCUUGUUUUGAUAUGUUGGUAGGAGUGUGGUAGCCUAUGACAACCAAGGGGCCUAAUAUUACAGCCUGAUCUGAUGGGAAAGUCCUACUUAUUUGUAAAAACCUGUGUGUCUUUUUUGUUUGAUUUGUAUAAGAGUGACCAGUAUGGACUAAAAUAACACACUGUAGUUAAGUUGAUGAAAUAGGGUCGUAACCUUCAUAAUGUAUUUUAUGAGGAGGCGAGAUUUCAGAGACAAGGUCGAAAACACACUGGAAAGCAGCGUCGAUCCUGUGUCUGAGAUUCAUACCGAUUUUGACUAGCAUAUUUAAACUGAGAUACACGUUAUGUGCAAUGAACUAGUUAGUGGAACUGCUCCAACAAACUGACCGCUGUUUCAGUCACUGUUAUAAAAAAUUAACUUCGCAAACAGAAGAAAAUGCAGUGGUUUUAUUCUGAGAUGACGGUGACUUAAUGCUGUGUGAUAUUUGAAUGUGAGGGCAAAAACAGCUGUUCAGAAAAGACUGACAGCGCAUAAAAGCAGUAACUUUAGAUAGUACCGAGUAACUAAUAUCUUUAAAUUCUGACGCGAACCUCUGCUAAUUAAUGCGCUUCGAUACGGACUGAAUGAAUGAGGAAAUAAAGCAGCGUGUCGUCUGUGUGUGUGUGUGUGGUGGGGAAAGGGAAGGGGCGGAAGGAUCGGGGUUGUGUACAGAUCCUGCAACACAGGAGGCAUCAGGAGAGAGACAGGAGCCCAAAUAAGCAGCUACAUUUUAGAAAUAAAAACCCGCAACUACAAAUAUUUGUAAGCGACCUUUGAGGAAAACAAGCCCAAAGUCACUUAUAAUAAGCGGACUUUGCAACUGUGGCUGCAGUCGGCCUACUGGCGUCUCUCUUCCUUCUUCCAUGCUGGCCUGCUCAUGACCCUCCCUCCUCGAGCUUCUCAGCCAAUCCCAGCGCGACAAAUGACCUGCCAUCCGUUUCCACUAUACUCUCACAAACACAUAUAUUCUUCUCACACAUACAUUAAUUCUUGUGCGAGUGAAAACAUAUGUAUGUGAAAGGAGAAUGCAUGUGUGUGUGAGUGCAAGAAUGAAUUAUGUCUUUUACGGCCCCUCAUACUCCAGUGUGUUUUGGACCUGGUCUCUGAAGUCUCGCCUAUUACAGGAUUGCCCCAUUCUGUGACUGACAUACUAUUCCUUGUGAAUCAGCUGAAGCGUGUGAAACCCCUUACGAAAAAGUAGUAUACUUCAAGUUUAUUUUAUGAAGUAUACAUAAGUAAAGUUCAAGUAUAUAUUUCCCAAGUAUACUUUAUGCAUUAGGUAUACUAAUAUCAAUGUACUAGUGGUAUACUUGUAAGUUUACUACUUUAAUACUUCUGGGGACUAAAUUGUCCCACUUUCAGUUUAUAAAAGUAUACUUUUAAGUAUACUUUAAGUGUAAGAAUAGUUAACUUUGAGUACAGAAAUAAUUUACACCUAAGUUUUAUUUUAUACUGCAACUAUACUAUAAGUACACUGAUAGUUUACUACUUUUGUACUUGUAUCCCACUUUAUAGUUUAUGAAAGUGUACUUUAAAGUAUACUCUCAGUAAUCUACUAGUUUAAUAGUUGUUAUACUGCAAGUAUACUUGUAGCCCAUUUUUGUUUUAGCAGAGGUUCCAUAUACUUGGGCUUUUCUGUAUACUUGUCAGUAUGAGCCAAGUAUACUUAAGUAUACUUUGUUAAGUAUAUUUUUGAUAAGUUCAUAAAAUGUAAACUAUAAGUAUACUCUCUUAUUUUAAGGUUAAAAGAAGUAUACUAAUAGCUCGCUUGAAUAAACUUCUUUUUGGUAAGGGAUCCCCUUUCUUCACUCCGUAUCCUAAUUUGAAACAAAUAUAAAUUAUGAUUUAAUGAAAUAUGUACAGUACAUACAGUAUGUCCACAUA
Messenger RNA from Sebastes umbrosus (honeycomb rockfish), 3129 nucleotides. RefSeq lists its product as uncharacterized. The record is from RefSeq and is a predicted model, not a curated record. The transcript has 5 exons. Gene Ontology annotation, molecular function: DNA binding; POU domain binding. NCBI's taxonomy places the organism in Eukaryota, Metazoa, Chordata, Actinopteri, Perciformes, Sebastidae. Bases 152 to 1060 code for a protein of 302 amino acids.